This is a messenger RNA of Siniperca chuatsi (mandarin fish), 2603 nucleotides long. RefSeq names its product BRISC and BRCA1 A complex member 1 (gene babam1). Gene Ontology annotation, cellular component: BRISC complex; BRCA1-A complex; nuclear body. The transcript has 9 exons. The record is from RefSeq and is a predicted model, not a curated record. Gene Ontology annotation, biological process: positive regulation of DNA repair; protein K63-linked deubiquitination; double-strand break repair. The coding region runs from base 170 to 1303 and encodes 377 amino acids. Lineage: Eukaryota; Metazoa; Chordata; Actinopteri; Centrarchiformes; Sinipercidae.
UUUUUAAAGUAGCUCUUGUUUAGAUUUUUUAGGAUUUAUAGACAGCUGUCUUGUACUUGCAAUUGUUGCUGGUAUUUUUUGAGAGGCAGGUAGAAAGACCACUUGGUGAAUUUUAAUUUUAUGUACAUUUUAAUAUCGGUUGACGCCAACCACAGCAACCUGUGUAUCCAUGGAGACGCCAGAGCCGGGCCCAGCAGAUGGAGAGGAGCGUCUGGUGGAGCUGCGACCUCGGACGCGCUCCAACCCUGAAGGUGCUGAGGACCGUCGCAGCAGCACGGGUAGCCUUGGAGGAAGCAGUAACCCUAACAUAUCUCAGCCCGCUGUGGGAAGUCGUGUUGAGGGGGAGGGCGAGGCUUCAACCAGCGACAGUCCUCCGAGUUCCACUACCACAACCGUCUCAGCAGCUGCAGCUCAGACUGUACCCCCUGCAACAGCAGCAGCAGCAGCAGCAGCCAGCUCCACGGUGCCACUAUCCACUGCUGCUGUUGCAGCAAAAGAGAGGCCAAAGCCCACACAGCAGCAGCCCACAUUGACAACCUCCAUCCCUCCACCAGCAGAAUACCAGCUCAGAGUUCCCCGUGUCAACUGUCCAGAGAAAGUGAUCAUCUGCUUAGACCUUUCCGAAGAGAUGUCUUUGCCAAAGUUGGAGUCUUUUAAUGGGACUAAAACGAAUGCCCUGAACAUAUGCCAGAAGAUGAUUGAAAUGUUUGUCAGAACUAAACACAAGAUUGACAAACGCCAUGAGUUUGCCCUGGUAGUAGUCAAUGAUGACGCUCUGUGGUUGUCAGGCUUCACCUCUGACCCCAGGGAGCUGUGCAGCUGUCUGUAUGACCUUGAGACCAAUGUGUGCGAGUCCUUCAACCUGGAAGAUCUUCUUAAUGUAAUUCGUCAGAAGAUCGAGCUCCCGUUGAUGGAGAAUGUUCAGACCAUCCCUCCUCCAUAUGUGGUGCGGACUGUGCUCAUUUACAGCCGUCAUGCAGGACAGCUUCAGUUAAACCCCUCCGAGGCUGUUAGUAAAAUGCUGCAGUCUCCAUAUUUUUUCUUUGAUGUGGUCUACCUACACAACGGAGUGGAGGAGCAGGGGGAUGAGACCAGCUGGAGGGACAACUACACCUCUUUCUGCAACCUGGACACAAAGGGCAUGUGCUAUCGUUUUGAGGUUGCCCUGAGUGGACCCGCCAUCGAGCUGCACAACUGCAUGGCCAAACUUCUGGCUCACCCUUUACAAAGACCUUUCCAGAGCCAUGUGUCAUACAGUCUGCUGGAGGGGGAAGACCCCCAGGACAUUGAGGCAACGGUGUAAAACGGCACGCACUCCUAAAGCCCUGUUUCUCUGUGAAAUUCACACACUGUAGUUUAUCAGAAAAGAGCAGGGGUUUCCAAGUAUACCUUUUUACUGAGGGGUUUUCCUUUAAAAGAAGUAUGGCUGGAAAACAGGCAUACUGCUAAAGAAAGAGUGAAAGGGUUUCAGCAGGUUACUAUUAACUAAUAAUAAUUGUGUUUCCAUAAAAUAAUGAAUGAGUCAUCGAUUGAUCUAAGCUGGGGAAGUAAUAAAAUGAUCUGGUUGUUAGCUCUAAAACUGCAGGAGGUCUCCUGAGGAUGAGAUGAUGAAGCAGAUGUCAGAGAGUCCAGGAACAGGACACAAGUAGAAGGAGAAGAUAAAGAAAGAAUAAAAAAAGGAAGACGUCAUGGUUAAAUCAUCAGGCUUUAUUAAAUUAACUCCCUUACCAUUUGUUUUUUCUUUUAAAUAUUAGACCACAAUGAUCUGUCUGUAAGUCUUAAAGGGUAAAAUCAGUGCAAACCUGUGACAGUUUUCCAUGGCUGGCCUUUUGAGACUUAGAAGUGAUGAACUGAAAUAUGACUUCUGUAUCAUGGAGGUCACAACUUCUGUAACAUUGCCUUUCCUUUUAGUUGGUCAUUUCCACCUCUUGUUGCCUGUUUUAAUGUAUUUUCUACUUGCUCAAUCAUUUGUUCAUUUGUCACCCUUGUAUGUUACACAGACCAAGAAAGAAUGUACAGUAAUGUAGACGUGGCCCUUCUUUUGUUAAUGAUCUCUAUGGCAUUGAUGGAUCGAUUGUAAAAAAAAAAAAAAAAAAAAAAAAAAAAAAAAAAAAAAGGCCCCUCGUACUGCCAGUCUAACUGCACUUGUACAGAUGAGCUUUUUGAAGCUGUUUCUGGAUAUUAAAAAAGGCAUGUUUAAUCAUGUUUUUCAUGUUCAUAUUUGCUUUCCACGUUUUUGUCAGGAGAUGGCAGCAAAUUCUCUCUAGAGAUAACUAAAUUCAAAGGCCUUGACAAAAAGCUACUGUCGUCCAUGAGAGUAGAGAAUAGUCAAAUCUUUUUUAUAGGUACUUCAAACUAUGUUCCAUCAAUUUCCGUCAUUUUUUCUUGAUUUGAUCAGCUUUCUGUUUGGUUAAACUUUUCUGCUUAGAUCUCCAGACAUCUUCAUUGUUAAGCUUCAUAAUCAGCGUCACUCUCAUUUCUGAAUCUGCAGGCCUAUAUGACAGCUUGAUUAAGCAGUUACUGCAGCUUCUGUUGAAAACCUUAUCUGUUAUCCACUUUUGGCAUGAAUAUUACUUCAAUAGUAAAGAUAUAUUUUCCUUUCA